This is a messenger RNA of Pyricularia oryzae 70-15, 3225 nucleotides long. RefSeq lists its product as uncharacterized. NCBI's taxonomy places the organism in Eukaryota, Fungi, Ascomycota, Sordariomycetes, Magnaporthales, Pyriculariaceae. Gene Ontology annotation, molecular function: monooxygenase activity; oxidoreductase activity, acting on paired donors, with incorporation or reduction of molecular oxygen; iron ion binding. The record is from RefSeq and is a predicted model, not a curated record. The transcript has 5 exons. Bases 1032 to 3038 code for a protein of 668 amino acids.
CAGCGAGCAAAGUAGCGCUAGCACAUGUGCAAGAUGCAGAGCAAGAGUCAGUUGACGGCCAGUCAAGUUUCAUUAUGAUCGUUUUAUUAUUAUUAUUUUCUAUUAUUUUAUAUUUUUCUCCCCCCCCUUGUUUUACUGCACGCCAGGUCUCCAGAGAUUCAAGCACUUGCCGGGCGUCACAGCAAACAAACACAGUGCAGAUGUCCAUGUCAGAAAGACGGUGUGCCCGUUUGGGAAAGAAAACUGACCUUUCUAUGGCUUACCUACCUACAGUGGUUUCGGCCUGCAGACAAGACAGCUCACGAACACGACACUGAAUUUUUGACGUUCCCGGAAACACAUCCGACAAUCAUCUGUCAAGAGUUUUACGCGUCAAGCACUAGCAGCAGCAGCGACAGCGAGCAGUGCAGCGAGACUUGUAGUCAGUUUUCCGACAGAUCCCACGUCGCCGGCUUUGUGGCCCUUGCAAGGAAUCAUGUUCGGGACGAGAAAACAUCAAAUCUACCUUGCCUUACCUUGCCCAGGCACAUCAUUCCUAUGAAAUUUUCACCCGUGAAUAAUUGCGCUAAGCUAAAAGGUUGAUGGGCCAAUCGUUCAACAGAAUUAUCUAGUCUCACACCAUAUACUCCGCACAUGUUUUCAUCAGUGUUACCUCAAUCGAUAGUCUUCUUUACAGAACUAAUCAAAGCGACAGAGUAUAUUAUGUUGCAUUGUUGGCGCGAGUAAACCAAUCCCGGGCACAGACCACCCUUUUUUGGCUUUAAGGGAAAAAAAAGGAAAAAAAAGUAGCAUCCCCGGAUGGGUCGACCGACUCGAACCCGUUGGUCGAUUACUCGGUUUCCUCGUUUACUUCUGGAGAGAACCAGCGGUGGCGGCGACCCAAACCUACCCUUCCCCCGCAAAAAAAGGAAAAGCAAGUUUGGCCACUCCAUCUAUCUAACGGACGACUGGCUGUUCGCAGCCUGCCAGAACCUCGGCAUUUUGUAUCGUCUAAACUUCUGUGGGACAAAAAAUCACAGACACACCCAGUCAUGUCUGGAAUCCGAGUCAUCUCCGCGGUGGCCGUUGCCUGGGCGCUUGCUGCGUUGUUUACUGGCUUCUGGAAACUGCAGCGGAACAUCGCCAGCGCCAAAAGAACAGGCUUCAAUUACGUCAUUUGCCCGUAUAAUCCUCACAAUCCACUAUGGUUGACCAUUCAAGUUCCUUUCUUGGCCCUUCUCAAGUCUGUGGCACCAACAGUAAUGGGAACAGCCACCCUGACUGUCUUGACAAAGGACUGGGCAUUUAAAAUCGACCAUGGAGAGAUAUGGCGUAAGCUUGGUGACACGUUCAUGGUGAUUACCCCUUGGACCCUGAUCGUAUACACCCGCUGCCCAGAGGCCAUCCAGCAGAUCACCAGCCGGCGUGACGACUUCCCCAAGGCCGUUGAGCAGUACGGAGUCCUGGAGAUGCUCGGCGCAAACAUUGUCACGACCGAGGGUGCCGUCUGGAAGAUGCACCGCAAGGUCACGAGCUCGCUGUUCAACGAGGUGAGCGCCGCGAAUGCAUUUGAAGAGACCGUCCGUCAGACCCAGAGCAUGCUGCGAAUAUGGAGGGGCCACAGCGACGAUGAUGGCCAGGACGGCCAGGUCGCAGCCGACGGCAGGACCAUCAGCUCAUUGGCACACGACACAAUGACACUGGCCCUGAACAUCAUCGGUACCAUUGGUUUCGGUUUGCGAUUCCUGUGGCCUGGCGAGAAGGCAUCCGAUAAUCAGGAUCCAAGAAUGAACAAGUACACGCAGUCCGAGAAAGACUCCAAUUAUCUCAUGACGUUUCCCAAUGCCACGGCAGGAAUGUUGGAAAAUAUCUUUGCCAUCUUACUCGUUCCCAGCAUUCUCUUGCGUCAUCUCCCGUUCGAAUGGGCAAGGUCUGCCCAUGAGUCCAAUGUCACAUACGUCCGGUACAUGCGCGAGCUCGUCAAGGACAAGACAGAGGACCUGCACAAAGGGGUCCCCAAGACCGAUGAACAUAUGGACAUUGUCGGCGCCCUCGUGCGGGCCAAGGAUGACCAGAAGAAACAGCAGGAUGUUGGCAAGACAGACAUUAUACCGCCGGGCCUCCAGCUCACAGACGACCACAUCAUCAGCAACGCCUUCAUCAUGAUGCUGGCCGGCCACGAGACGUCGGCAAACAUGCUGCACUUUGCCAUGACCCUCCUUGCCGCACACCCGUCGUCUCAGCGUGCCAUGCAGGCCGACCUGGACAGGCUAUUCCCCGAUGGGGACGAAGAGGCGACCGGCUGGAGGUUCGAGAACUGCAUCAACGACCUCCUCACCUCGAUGCCGGGUGCCGUCCUCAACGAGACGCUGCGCUUCCUCCCGCCCGUCGUAGUGAUCCCCAAACAAGUCUCACCCAGCCGUGACCAGGUCCUGCGCGUCGACGGCGAUAGCGUCGAACACGUCCUGCCCGCCGGCACCAUAGUCUCAGUCACAGUCGUCUCUGCGGCGCGAAACGAGAAAUACUGGCCACCAAAUGAGGCAGGGGAGAGUGACGUCCACGAGUGGAUCCCGGAGCGGUGGUUCCGGGCUUCGUCGUCAUCUUCGCCGCCGCCAGUAGAGACCGCCCAGAGGCGCACCGGAGACUCCCGGGCUGCGGACGAAGAUGUCACCGACGACGAGGGCGACGGGCUGGAGACCACGAGUGCCGGAGCCGAUAAGCCCAUGUUCCGCCCUGUCCGCGGUCUGUUUGUACCCUUUUCCGAUGGCGCCAGAAGCUGCCUGGGCAGGAGGAUAGCGCGGGUCGAGACGGUGACGGCGCUGGCCGUCGUCUUUCGCAAGUACAGCAUGGAGCUUGCUGUUGACGAGUGGGCCGACGACGAGGCCGUCAAACGGAUGAAUGACAAAGAAAGGGCGGAGCUGUACCACAAGGCUAUAGCAAGGUGCAUGGAAACGUUGAAAACCGCCACGUCCACUCUGACUCUCAAGUUGCCAAAGGAUCAAUGUGUACCGGUAAGGGUCGUCAGAAGGGGGAAGGAGAGGUUCGUCGGUCGACUGUGACUUUGGGCUGGUGGUAAGACGGCGUAGAGGAUGAAUGAGCAUCUAGACUAUCUAGAAGUAAAAUCUAGAAAAUGGAAAAUUAUAGCAAUCAAGGCAGAAUCGAGUAUAUUUCGGCACCGCCUCGCCGAGUACCAGGUCAUUAGACAGAACAGCGCUAUCCCAACAUCACCAGCCCGUGGGCUCCGAC